AUGGUUCCUGACACUGAGGACAACGUUCCUCACUCUGACGGCAUGGUAUUUCACACUGAGGACAAGAUUCCUCACACUGAGGACAAGGUUCCCCACUCUGAGAACAAAGUUCCUCACUCUGAGGACUGGCUUCCUCACUCUGAGGGCAAGGUUACUCUUUCUGACGACAAGGUUCCUCACUCUGAGGACAAGGUUCCUCACUCUGAGAACAAGGUUCCUCACUCUGAGGACAAGAUUCCUCACACUGAGGGCAAGGUUCCUCACACUGAGGACAAGGUUCCUCACUGUGAGAACUAGGUUCCUCACUCUGAGGACAAGGUUCCUCACUCUGAGGACAAGUUUCCUCACACUGAGAACAAGGUUCCUCACUCUGAGGAUAAGGUUCCUCGCUCUGGGGACAAGGUUACUCACUCUGAGGACAAAGUUCCUCACUCUGAGGGUAUGGUUCCUCACUCUGAGGACAAGGUUCCUCACUCUGAGGACAAGGUUUCUCACUCUGAAGGCAGGUUCCUAAUUCUGAGGACAAGGUUCCUGACAUUCUGAGGACAGGGUUCCUCACUGUACGGGCAAGGUGCCUCACUCUGAGGACAAGGUUGCUCACUCUGAGGACAAGGUUCCUCACUCUGAGGAGAAGGUUCCUCACUCUGACAUCAGGUUUCUCACACUGAGGACAAGGUUCCUCACUCUGAGAAAAAGGUUCUUCAAUCGGAGGACAUAGUUACUGACACUGAGGACAAGGUUCGUCACUCUGAGAACAAGGUUGCUCACUUUGAGGACAUGGUUUCUCACCCUGAGGACAAGGUUCCUCACUCUCCGGACAUGGUAUCGCACACUGAGGACAAGGUUCCUCACACUGAGAACAAGGUUCCUCACUCUGAGAACAAGGUUCCUCACUCUGAGGGAAGUUUCCUCCCUCUGAGGACAAGGUUCCUCACUCUGAGGACAAGGUUCCUCACUCUGAGAACAAGGUUCAUCACUCUGAAGGCGGGAUCCUCACACUGA
This is a messenger RNA of Paramuricea clavata, 1002 nucleotides long. Lineage: Eukaryota; Metazoa; Cnidaria; Anthozoa; Malacalcyonacea; Plexauridae. The record is from the annotation of a GenBank genome assembly.